AUGGCUCUUCAGAAAAUACCCAGGUGGACUAUGAAGUGGGACUUGUGUCUGACUGGCCUCAUCCUGACCAUCAUUCUUCUCCAGGGCUCUGAUGUCCGGGCAGAUGAAGAAGACAAAUCCUUAAGCAUAUCAGUGGUGGAAUCUGAAGACAAGAUCUUUCUGAAGUGCAAUGGCACAGAAUUCUCAUGGAUGUUCUUGGAGGAAUCAUCAAAUAAAAGUUAUCUAGGCAAUAAAAAUGUGGACUUGGGAAAAAAAAUCCAGGAUCCCCGAGGAAUAUAUCAGUGUAGUGACAACAAGGACAAGAAGUCUGUCCUACAGGUUUAUUAUCGAAUGUGCCAGAACUGUGUGGAAGUGAAAUCAAGCUCUCUGAUUGGCAUUCUGAUUGCUGAUAUUAUUGCCACGGUUUUUCUGGCUGUUGGAGUCUACUGCUUCGCAGGGCACGAGGAGGGGCAUCUCUCAGCAGCUUUUGAUAAGCAGAUUCUGAUGCAGAAUGAUGCACUCUACCAGCCACUUAGAGAUCGAGAUGACAAUUCAUAUAGCCAUAUUGGAGGCAAACGACCUAAGAACAAGUGAGCGCAGGAAUUUUUGACCUGGAACAGCACUCCAACUACAUGCUAACAACUGUCUUCCCUAGUUAUUUAGCCAAUAAAAUUCUCUGCUAUUUCACUCAA
Molecule: messenger RNA, 671 nt
Organism: Gracilinanus agilis (Agile Gracile Mouse Opossum)
Lineage: Eukaryota; Metazoa; Chordata; Mammalia; Didelphimorphia; Didelphidae
Gene: CD3D
Product: CD3d molecule
Exons: 6
Coding region: 1-573 (190 amino acids)
Biological process (GO): cell surface receptor signaling pathway; positive thymic T cell selection
Cellular component (GO): membrane; external side of plasma membrane; alpha-beta T cell receptor complex
Molecular function (GO): transmembrane signaling receptor activity
Source: RefSeq, a predicted model, not a curated record